GUUUAUUGUAACUCAAUCGAGCUAUUCUAGGUUAUAAAAUUCAUCGGUACAAAUAAUAUUUCAUAAACUAUAAAAACAAUAAAUUAUUUCGGAAAAAAGUGGCAAAGUCUCAAGUUUGUUUGUGCCGCGUGGCGGUCCGCAGGUGUGCGUUGCGUAUUUCACUAGACGCACACAUGCGCAAGUGCUGCCAGCUAUCGUCUAAUUUACCUACAACUGAGCAAUUCGAUUUUGUAAUAGCGCUCUUAAGCUCGACGCUUGAUGGUUGUUUCUGUGUGGCAACACUUCGUGACCACGUUUCGUUGCAUAAAAUAGCAAACAUAAGGUCUAGAUUACUUGUACAAAACCUUUCAAUAAUAUUUUUAUAUUACAUUAUUUUACAUUCAUAAUAACGAUAGCGUUGUAUAAAGAAGUUUGAAUUGUAAAAAGUAUAUUAUUGUCAUAUAAUUUUGUUGGUACAAAAACAGGAAUGCUUGGAGAAACAAAACGUUUGACAUGGUAUAACCCUACUAAAUUUAAAUGUUUACUUUUGACACACGGAUUAUAUGCCGACUCGUGAACUUUUACUUAGACAGAUAAUACGUUCAAUUCUGUCAAAUAGUACCGGUCAUUGUAUAAACUUAUACAAGGCUUUAUUUUACUCUGUGUAUUUAUUUUGUGAAUUUCAAAAUAUGAAUGAAGUAGACAGGAAGAAACCGUUCUCGAGUUUGGAAAAGGAUUUAUUUUUGAAUAUCAUACAAAAAUAUGAUACAAUCCUAACCUGCAAACAAACAAACGCUACGAGUGCUUUAAAAAAGAAGCAGUCAUGGGAGAAUAUAGCGAGGGAAUUCAAUGAAUCCUGUAUUGUUACUGAAAAGGCAUCUACAAAACAAAUAAUAAAGCUAUGGUAUAACAUGAAGGCAAAGGCAAGGGAGUCUAAAACAAAAGAAAAUAUUCGCCACUUAACAGGAGGUGGGCCAUCUGUUAUGGAUAUGGAUCCUAUUGAUUCCAAAGUCAUGGAUAUAGAUAAAAAUAUCCUAACUAACAUUGCUGUGGAUAUUGACAGCGAUAUUGAUGGGAGCGUAGUCAUAUUAGGGGAUACCAAUAAUGAAGCUUGGUGUAAAACAGCAGAAGCAACAAUGCAAGUUACUCAAGAGGAAAAGGAAAUAGAGUUCAAUACUCCUAGCAAAAAGAGUUAUGAAAAUUUGAGAAUUAAUAAAAUAGAUUUACUGAAGUGUAAAAUAUUGGAAGAAGAAUUAGAAUUUAAGAAAAAAAUGCAUGAGAAGAACUCAAGAUUAAAGUUUUAGAGAGGGUUCACAAAGAAAAUUUGUUUAAAAUUGAAAUAAAAAUAAAACAAAAAGAAUUAGAAAAAUAUGACAAAGAAUCAAUAUGAAACCCUGUCAUGUACUUUGGAUUUUUCUUGUAAAUAAAUAAAAUAUAAUGUAAGUGAAAAUAUUGGUUUUAUUUUAAAAUUCAUUUAAAAUGUGUAAUAGCGUGAAAUUAUAUUCGCUCGAAGUACCAAACCAUCACUGGUACCUGUUGUGCUUGUCGUUGUUGUGUUAGAAGGCUGAUGUGCAUUAUUGUCCACGGUGUCAUCAAAUUCAAAUAUGUCAUUUACUUCUACUGCAAUGUUGUGGAGCACUGCACAAGCCAUUAUGAUAUUGGCUGUUGAUGAAAGUUUGGUUGCUAAACCGAUUUGUAAGCAUGGAAAACGUCUUUUCCAAACUCCAAAUAAACGUUCUACUGAA
Molecule: messenger RNA, 1724 nt
Organism: Helicoverpa zea (corn earworm)
Lineage: Eukaryota; Metazoa; Arthropoda; Insecta; Lepidoptera; Noctuidae
Exons: 3
Coding region: 543-1283 (246 amino acids)
Source: RefSeq, a predicted model, not a curated record